Molecule: messenger RNA, 7940 nt
Organism: Psammomys obesus (fat sand rat)
Lineage: Eukaryota; Metazoa; Chordata; Mammalia; Rodentia; Muridae
Gene: Flrt1
Product: fibronectin leucine rich transmembrane protein 1
Exons: 4
Coding region: 1140-3164 (674 amino acids)
Molecular function (GO): protein binding
Source: RefSeq, a predicted model, not a curated record
CCCCGCGCGCUCCUCCCGCCGCUCCGCCGGGCAGAUGCGCCGCCGCGCGCCCCGCGCCCCGGGCCCGCCACAGAGCUCCGCCGCGCGCCGGGGGUUCUUCUCCCCGGCCCCCCUGGGUGCCCUCCGGCUGGGGCUCCCGCCCGCUCCUUGGAAUAACCCCUGAGGCUCCGGCCGUCGCUGCAAAGUUUCCCGAGGAGACCCGCCUCCCCGGCCGCUGCGCAGGUGAAGAAGCAGGGAGUAGGUGAAGGCUCCACUCUGGACAGCUGAGCCAGGGGCUGAAACAGGAAGAACCCACCCCUCCACCUCACCCACCCCCAGAAGCUUCUCUACAAACAGGAGCAGCCAAGCAGACAAGCCCCCAUCCCGAAGUGGGGCACACAAGCCUGACAGCUCAGCAGUGCGAGGCGAGGUGGCUGCAGCCUGCGGUAAACAUCUGAACUCCUUAGAGGGGUAACAGACCCCCCCACACACACACACACAGAGGCAGCCUGAGUGGCAGGAAUACUGAUUCUUUGGAGAGUGGCUCCCUCUCAGCUCUGUCACGCAAGAGUGCUCUCUGCACUGAGCCAUUCUGCCAAGUGACUUAAAGGGAUUAAAAGAAAAAACUCGCUAAAGAAAAAAAGGGGUAACAGCCCCCCCACCCACAGAGGCGUUUCAGAAGAGGUACAGCCUGUGGACAAAGGACCAAAGUUACAAAGAGCUGUGGUGGAAGUGAUGGCCAGUGAGAGGUCACACUCCCCGGGGACUGACGCUGGGCUGUAGGGCAUGCCCAGCUCAGGAGUCCCCGGGGGUGCCCUGUGCACCCAGAGCAUACACCCCUCACUCCAGAGAGCCAAGCCAUCUGUUCCUGUGGCCUAGAGUGCCAAAGAUGCAGCUUGGGACCUGCAGCCAUAUCUGAGGCCUGGCCGCAAGGAAGACUUCAAGACCUCCUUACUCUCUGUGUGCCUCAGUGCUCCCCCUGCACUGGGCUGCGGUCUGUGGUCGAGUGGUUCUGAGCCUGCAGGUGACAUGGGACCAGGGAUGUGAGGCCUGGAGCUUCUAAAGCAGUGACCAGUGAGACCCAGUGGCUCUGGGAGCAGCUACAGAGGAGGUACUGAGGCUCCAGGUUAGGUGGGUCAGGCCUCCACCAGCCAUCCACCAUGGUGGUGGCACACCCUACUGCCACCGCUACCACCACACCCGCUGCCACUGUCACAGCCACUGUCGUGAUGACCACGGCCACCAUGGACCUGCGGGACUGGCUAUUCCUCUGCUACGGGCUUAUUGCCUUCCUCACAGAGGUCAUCGAUAGCACCACCUGCCCGUCAGUGUGCCGCUGUGACAACGGCUUCAUCUACUGCAACGACCGGGGGCUCACAUCCAUCCCCUCAGACAUUCCUGACGAUGCCACCACCCUCUACCUACAGAACAAUCAGAUCAACAAUGCAGGCAUCCCCCAGGACCUCAAGACCAAGGUCAAGGUGCAGGUCAUAUACCUGUAUGAGAACGACCUGGAUGAAUUCCCCAUCAACCUUCCCCGAUCGCUGCGAGAGCUGCAUCUACAGGACAACAACGUGCGCGCCAUCGCCAGGGACUCCUUGGCCCGCAUCCCGCUGCUGGAGAAGCUGCACCUCGAUGACAACUCCGUGUCCACCGUGAGCAUCGAGGAGGACGCCUUCGCUGACAGCAGACGGCUCAAGCUUCUCUUCCUGAGCAGGAACCACCUGAGCAGCAUCCCCUCGGGGCUGCCCCACACGCUGGAGGAGCUGCGGCUGGACGACAACCGCAUCUCCACCAUCCCGCUGCAUGCCUUCAAGGGCCUCAGCAGCCUGCGGCGCCUGGUUCUGGACGGCAACCUGCUGGCCAACCAGCGCAUCGCCGAUGACACCUUCAGCCGCCUGCAGAACCUCACAGAGCUGUCGCUGGUGCGCAACUCGCUGGCCGCCCCACCCCUCAAUCUGCCCAGUGCCCACCUGCAGAAGCUCUACCUGCAGGACAACGCCAUCAGCCACAUCCCCUACAACACGCUGGCCAAGAUGCGGGAGCUGGAGCGCUUGGACCUGUCCAACAACAACCUUACCACGCUGCCUCGAGGCCUGUUUGAUGACCUGGGGAACCUGGCACAGCUGCUCCUCAGGAACAACCCCUGGUUCUGCGGCUGUAACCUCAUGUGGCUGCGGGACUGGGUGAAGGCACGGGCCUCGGUGGUCAAUGUGCGGGGCCUCAUGUGCCAGGGCCCGGAGAAGGUCCGGGGCAUGGCCAUCAAAGAUAUCACCAGCGAGAUGGAUGAGUGUUUUGAGGCAGGGUCACAGGGCAGUGCAGCUAAUGCGGCUGCCAAGACCACAGCCAGCAACCAUGCCUCUGCCACCACACCCCAGGGCUCUCUGUUUACUCUCAAGGCCAAGAGGCCAGGACUGCGCCUCCCUGACUCCAACAUUGACUACCCCAUGUCCACUGGUGAUGGUGCCAAGACCCUGGCCAUCCAGGUGAAGCCACUGACAGCAGACUCUAUCCGAAUCACAUGGAAGGCCAUGCUACCUGCCUCCUCUUUCCGGCUCAGUUGGCUGCGUCUGGGCCACAGCCCGGCUGUGGGCUCCAUCACAGAGACCCUGGUGCAGGGGGACAAGACGGAGUACUUGCUGACGGCCCUGGAGCCCAAGUCCACCUACAUCAUCUGUAUGGUCACCAUGGAGACUGGCAACACCUAUGUGGCUGAUGAGACACCUGUGUGUGCCAAGGCAGAGACUGCUGACAGCUACGGCCCUACCACUACCCUCAAUCAGGAACAGAACGCUGGCCCUAUGGCUGGGCUGCCCCUGGCUGGCAUUAUUGGUGGUGCCGUGGCUCUUGUGUUUCUCUUCCUGGUCCUGGGAGCCAUUUGUUGGUAUGUGCACCGGGCUGGUGAGCUGCUGACCCGAGACAGGGUCUACAACAGGGGCAGCAGAAAGAAGGAUGACUACAUGGAGUCGGGGACCAAGAAGGAUAACUCCAUCCUAGAAAUCCGAGGCCCAGGACUGCAGAUGCUACCCAUCAACCCAUACCGCUCCAAAGAGGACUACGUGGUGCACACCAUAUUUCCCUCCAACGGCAGCGGCCUCUGCAAGGGCGCCCACACGAUCGGCUACGGCACCACACGGGGCUACCGGGACGCUGGCAUCCCCGACGUGGACUACUCCUACACAUGAAGCCAGCCACCCCCAGUGUGGUCACAUGGCCCUGUUUAGCCCACUGCAACACCAGGAGCCAGGAAGAGAAACUCCACAGUGACUUUCCUAGCAGAAAGCAAAGUUUAGGGAGGGUAUACAACAGUGGGGUAAAAAAAAAAAAAAAAUAAUAAUAAUAAUAAUAAUAAGUACAUAGAAGACAGGAGGGGGAUUCAACAUUGUUGGAAAUGUAAUUGAUACCAGAUCAUGAGAGUUAAGAACUAAAAAUAAUCUUGCAGGAAGGGUUGGGUUGGAACUUUUUUUCCUGAACCAGAUUGAUACUACCUGUACAACAUUUAUAUACACCUCGAGCUUCAUUCAGGCCCAUCAGAGAGAAGCAGAUAACAAACACACAUGGCAUGGAGUCCCCAUGCAACCAUCCUGCUGGCAGCUCACGGUGACAACUCAAUGAAAGGUUUUUGGGUUCCUCACAAAAGAGCCAAGAGAAGAAAAGACUUUUUGCUACGGAGACAGUGUCCUGAAAUCUCUUCCCUGGUUCUUUCCAUGCUGUUUCCUUUCCAGAUCUGCAGAAAUAUGACGUUCUUUGAGGUAUUCUCUGAACAAUACCAUAGGCAAUUAAAAGAAAAAAAAAAAAGUCAAAACUUUUUCUUCCAAUGUCGAGCACUUCGGCCCCAUUCACCGAACUCUGUAGAAGCUCUGACGAAGGCUGUAGCUUUCCCCGCCACGUGGAGGCGCGUCUGUGUGCCACCUGUCGCUGUGUCCCGUGUCUCGGGACAGAUGGGUAGACAGGGCUCCGUGUCUGUCCUCUCGGCACUUCUUCAGUCAGUCCUUGACAUUCCCUCCGGCAACAGAACUGAAAAAUCUUGCUUUCUUCUAGAAAGCAUUAAGUAGAUCAUGUGUGGGUGGAGAGGAGGAGCCUCAGCCCAGGUGGCAGGAGGGCUCAGCCCAGGUGGCACGAGGGCUCAGUCCAGGUGGCACGAGGGGCUCAGUCCAGGUGGCAGGAGGGCUCAGUCCAGGUGGCACGAGGGGCUCAGUCCAGGUGGCAGGAGGGCUCAGUCCAGGUGGCACGAGGGCUCAGUCCAGGUGGAGGGUAUUACUGUUUCUUAGAGGCACUGGUAACUGCAUCCCAGCAGGGAGUUAAGAAGCUGGCUGAGGAUGCUUUAGAUUCCGUCCUGUCCUGUCAGCCGGCCCAGAGACAGGCCACUCUACUUAGUGAUAUGUAAAAAAGCUUUCCUUGAUGACCACCGGCCUCAUCUGUCCCUCCCUCAAUAGAUGCUAUCCCCAUGAUAGUGUUUAUGUUUUCUCCUGGGACAGGUAAUCAGUGCAGCGACUGCUCAUGAAUAUAUGUGUGGACACACACACAUCUAGACCGCUGGCUAGACCUAUUGGUUUCCAUGGCUGCUCAAACAAAGCCCAGAAAAAAGAAAAAAAAUUUCAGAAAAUCCCUGGGAGACAUCAAAACACACACACACACACACACACACACACACACACACACACACACACACCUCAGCCAUUGCCUACACCAGGGGCUCUGUUCUCAAGAGGGAAAAUCAGAUUUCUUUGCAAAAAAAACCAUCAACCUCCAAAAGGGUACUGACCGGGGCCCUCGGAAGAGCUAAGAUUUUAUUCCCUCCCUGUGGAAUCAAUGUCGUUAUCAUUUAUCAACUGACACCACAGUGUGGUGAGCCAUGAGAUUAAAACGAUGAUAAAAUAAUGACAGCAAAUCAGGAAAGGAGGGAAGAGCCGAGCCUAGGGUUCUGAUGUCUGCUUCGUCCGCACCCGGGGAGCCCGGGUCACCAUCUGUCAAUGCAUCGCUUUGCCCUGCACUGGGAAAAAAAAGUCAUCAAAGGAGAGACGCUGGUCUGAGGGCAGCCAGAUGAGAAGGGGGUCCAGCUCCUGAUAGUGGUGUUUUCAAAAGACCUCUGCCACUUGGUCCAAAGCAAAGGCAGGAAGAAGAGGCCAGGCGGCUGCCUGAAGUGCUCCUGGUGGGGCAUCCGCUCGCUGGAUGUUAAAGAGCCAACUAGCCCUUCAAUGAAGAGAUGAGAUUGAAAGAAAUGGACCCAGCAGGUGUCUCAGAGUAGUGGAAAGAGGCACAGGCUCCUGAUCAUAGCCCAAAGGGUCAUCACACCAAACAGAAACCCCCAACCCACCAGCCCCAGGGAAUGGCCAAGGGGUAUGGACAUGGAUCAUUCUAUGGACCUUUCUUCCUCUUCAUCCCAAAUCAUUUCCUCACAUAAUGAGGUCAAGAGAGAAAUGUUCCUGAGCCGCAGAUUCAGGUCUGUAUAAACAUGCGCCCCGGAGCCCUGCUGUUCCCAGUGACCCCAACGGCACCCUGGUCCUGAUGGCUAAGGCAGGCUCAGAGGACACCUGCCUGUGAGGAACAGGUAUGUGAGGGAGAGUCCCAGAUGCUGAACAAGGCAUCAAGGGCACUAUGCCAUCCUUCUCCAGGGUCCCCGGAAAGUAAAGCCCUAAGUCCCCAACCCCUACUUGGCACUUGUAACUUGCCCUGCCCCCUAGGCUCACUCAUGUCCCCCUUCCCUGUUCCCUACCCCAGGAGGAGUCUGUUCACUUUCUUUGAUGGCCAGGACAACAUUUAGGAACAGCAGGUGGCCUAGACCCUGGGAGCUGCCUGGAGGGCCCUACUUAGACAUUCAGGAGCCUGUGGGCCAAAUGCCAGGGCUGUGGUAAACUUCUUCCCCCACCACACAGAGCCUUGGCAGAGUGUCACAGCUUAAGGACCAAAUCUGCCUCCUGCUCUAAGGGGCUCACUUCCUAUCACACCCAGUUGGAGAGCCCAGGGCUGCCAUUGCCCCCUAAGGAGCAGUUAGGUGCUAGUGAGGGUGAACGCUGCCUAGCCAUGGCCCUGUAGCCCCUCCAAGAGCUCUUCCCAUGGCAUUUCUGCCUCUUCACAUCAAACCAUUUUCCCAGUACCCUUUAUUCUGUGUGUGUUGGGGAAGGGGGAAUACUGGAGAUUGAAUCAUGGGCCUAGCCAUGCAAGGCAAACACUACCACUGAGCCGUGUGUGUGUUCCCAGCACCCCACUCCUUAGUGUCCUUUCAGAAAGCCCCCAGUGUGACCUUUGUCCCAGUUCUCCAAAGGAGACGGAGAAGCUGGCUUCUGGCCUCACAAUACAAUAGAAGAGCCUCUUCUGAGGCGGCUCCUCCACCGGCAGAAGUGAGGGAAGCCGGGAUUAACACUGGAAGGCCUGUGGAAUCCUCUUUCUGUACAGCUGACAUUUCCACAGGGAAGUCUGUGGCCGGCCAUCCUGACCCCUCACAGUUUCUAACCAGCCAGAACAACCUCCUUUUGCCCCAGCCCCUGGGGAGUUUAUUUUGUGGCAUUUAAGGCAAGUUUAAACUAAGGGGAAAAAAAAAAAAAGCCAGUGACACUUCUUUGGUUAAAUGGUUUACCCUUCUUGGUAAUUAGAUGCAGCGAUUGGAAUCUCUUUUUCUAUUACAUGGCAAUUUUACUUUAAAUUUCCUCUUUAAAAAAAAAAAAUGGGGAAGAAAAGGCAAGGAAGGAGAGAGGCAGCAGGGCCACGGGCAUUUGCAUUUUGCGAAUGAAGCCUCUGGUAGGCUCAGCUCAGGCGUGCGGCCCAACGUAUGGAAUGCUUAAGAGAUUACUAAGAAUAAAAUCUAUUAAUUAGUCAUACUCAAUUCCGCAGACAUGACGUGAAUCAAAAGCUCCCGCUCUUCCCUCAUCUGCAUCCUCUUCCUGAGGAAGCCUCCAUCUUCCCUGAAAGGCUGCCUCCUGGCCUGCCUCCUCCAUAUGUGGAGCUCUGCUGUGGCCCUGUGUGGGGGAUACUGGCUUGGAGAACCAGUGCUGGGACACUGGCCCUUCCUCACCCUGGGCAUUGCUGGCAGGGGAGGGGACAGCCUUGGGAAGGCAACUGUGGCUAGAAGGAGUCCAGCCUUCCCUUCCUGGAGCCAGAAGCCCACCCCUACCCCAUGCCUCCAUGCCUCUUCUUUCUUCUCAGUGGGCAGAAUUUACAGAAGACCAGCUGCCCAGCUCAGCCCCUGCAAGGGAGCCAGGGGUCAAUUUGCCUUGAGAGAUGGCAAGCCACAUCUGGAUCAGAGGAAGCAGCCUGUGCCAUCACUUAGAGAAUAAGACUCAUGAGACUCCUGCAUCCUUCUGCUGGGGACCUGCUGCUGUCUGGGGCCAGAGAACAAGUGAGGCCAUCUGUGAAGAGAAAACUGAAGGUCGGGGAGAGAAAAGCUCAGGCCAGCAAAGGAAGCAGCCGGUAAACUCUGUGUCCCAUGAAGCUUCCAAGCAUUAUCCCAGGAUGUGACUGACAGCUCUCCAGCCUGAGCUAAGGUCUUUGUCUAGAAAAUUCUGGUCCCCAUGUUUGCUUUACCACAAUCCCCAGGACAAGGAUGUGCAAAGACAUCCCUCUCCAGCCUGUGCUCAGCAGGUAGUGAGGCGGUGCUGACAGGAUACAUGCUGGGCUCAGCGCUCCAAGCCCCAGGAUGUCCCUGGACUUGUUCCCUCAAGCCCAGCUGCCUCAAACCCAGGAGUAAGCAAAGGUCUGUCCAUCACAGCCAGCUGACAGUGCCUGGGGCUCUGUUCGAACACUCACCAUUUUUUAGGCAUUUACCGAUUCUCUUGAAGUGUUCCAACUAUUUGUAUGAAACAUCCACAUUGGCUUCUUUUAAAACAACUGACAAAAACGUUCCCUUUCUCUCUUGACACUUUUCAAUUUUUUUCUUUUUCUCUACCCCAUUCUCACCCCUGACAUUUUGAAUCUGACACUGGACUUCUGAUCCUCUGAUGCUACCUCCUUUGAAUUUUAUUUUU